This is a messenger RNA of Pseudoliparis swirei, 3776 nucleotides long. It is a transcript of the gene laynb, whose product is annotated as layilin b. Gene Ontology annotation, molecular function: hyaluronic acid binding. NCBI's taxonomy places the organism in Eukaryota, Metazoa, Chordata, Actinopteri, Perciformes, Liparidae. Bases 149 to 1249 code for a protein of 366 amino acids. The transcript has 7 exons. The record is from RefSeq and is a predicted model, not a curated record.
CAGACCCACUCCGGACUGGCCCGCCUCUCCCCGGAGUUCAGAUCACGACGUCUGACCAUCUCUAAAGUCUUCAGCUCGUUUACAGGCCACACACAUUAUAUUGUUUUUAGGACGACGUGUUGCAUCACAACCGGGUGAACAUGUAGAAAUGGAUCUGAUGACGCUCUUCGGCACCGUUAUCGCCGUUUUCUUCCACCCUGGAGCCGCGUCCAAAAUAAAUGGCCAGAGGAUCUGCCGGCGUGGGACAGAGCGCCCGUGCUUCAAGGUGUCCUACAUCCAGGACAGCAGGCGGAGGCUGAGCUUUGAGGAUGCCCGGCGGGCCUGCAGGUCGGACGGAGGCGACUUGCUCAGCAUCGAAACGGAGAGCGAGCAGCGGCUGAUGGAGAGGUUCAUACAACAGCUGCAGGCUGGAGAUGGAGACUUCUGGAUCGGGCUCCGCCGCAGCCCACAGCUCCACAGGGCGGCGGCCGCUCACCCGGGUUGCCCCUCGCAGUACUACUGGCUCGAUGGAAGCAAAGCCAAGUUCAGGAACUGGCUUUGGGAUGAACCGUCGUGCGGUGUUGAGAUGUGUGUGGUUCUGUACCACCGGCCCUCCGCACCACCCGACGAUGAAGGUCAUUUCCUUUUCCAUUGGAACGACGACAACUGCAACUCCAAGAAUAACUUUGUCUGCCAAUACCGAGAAGAAAAACCACCAGUCGUUACUGAGAGAGGGAACAAAGCACUGGCAGUUCCAUCUGUAAGGCCAAAUGUGUUCUCGACGACAGAAAGUGAUGAGAGGAUGAAAAUAGGACUACCUGAGUCGUCAGUUUCUCUCUCAGACGACGGCCUCUAUGUUUCCUACAUCCUUUAUGCAACGAUUCCGACUCUGCUGCUGCUGCUGCUGUUUGUAGCUGCUGGCUUCUUCUGCUACAAACAGCGUGCCAAGAGGAGGAAAACAGAAACGGAAAGCUACCCCAGCAGAUCGAAACCCUGGAUGUCAAAAACAGCUUCGCCUUAUGCCGUCGUACAAGGGCCUUACGCCUUUAGUGACGUCACCAAACUGCCUCCCGCCGCUCUGGACAGCAGCGUGUCGGCACACAUCGUGACAAAGUACUCCCGUGCUCCUUCCCAGGACUCCCAGUGUGACGAUUACGAGAACGUGUCAUGUUUGGACGGGGAGACCGGCUUUGUGACCAACGACAUCUACGAAACCUGCAGAGCUCAGAACCGGCAUACUGGUUGGGUGGAAAAUGAGAUCUACGGCUGACCCGUUGAGGCCGAACCGAUCGGUGUGAAUGUCCGUCGGCCUCUUGCCGGCUAUCGAAUGUGACGCAGCUACACAAAGGAACACAACUACUGGUGACUUGUGUUACAUUACAUUUCAUCACAUGUCAUUCAGCAGACGCUUUUAUCCAAAGUGACUCACAAUAAGUGAAUUCAACCACGAGGACAAACUCAGAGCAACAAGAAUCAAGAAAGUAACUUUUCUUCAAGAAAGACAAACUACAAAAACACCAUAAGUAAUACUUUAAGUAAUACUAUAAGUAAUACCAUAAGUAAUACUAUAAGUAAUACUAUAAGUAACACCAUAAGUAAUACUAUAAGUAAUACCAUAAGUAAUACUAUAAGUAACACCAUAAGUAAUACUAUAAGUAAUACCAUAAGUAAUACUAUAAGUAAUACUAUAAGUAAUACCAUAAGUAAUACUAUAAGUAACACCAUAAGUAAUACUAUAAGUAAUACUAUAAGUAAUACCAUGAGUAAUACCAUAAGUAAUACCAUGAGAAACACCAUAAGUACGACCAUAAAUAAUACUAUAGGUAAUACCAUAAGUACUAUUAUAAGUAAUACCAUGAGUAAUACCAUAAGUAAUACCAUCAAUAAUACCAUGAGUAAUACUAUAAGUAAUACUAUAAGUACUACCAUGAGAAACACCAUAAGUAAUACUAUAAGUAAUACCAUGAGAAACACCAUAAGUAAUACUAUAAGUAAUACUAUAAGUAAUACCAUGAGAAACACCAUAAGUAAUACCAUAAGUCAUACUAUAGGUAAUACUAUAAGUACUAUAUAAGUAAUAUCAUGAGUAAUACCAGAAGUACUAUAUAAGUAAUACCAUGAGUAAUACCAUGAGAAAUACCAUAAAUAUAACUAAGAGUACUUUUUAGUUUCUGAUGGAAGACGUAGAGACUUCCUGCUGUCCUGAUGUCAGUGAGGAGCUCGUUCCACCAAUGAGGAGCCAGGACAGCACACAGUCUUGAUUUUGUCGAGUGAUUAGCUCGAAGUGACGGAGUCACAAGUCGGUUGGUUGAUUGUUCAGGAUUAAUUAACACACAGCGGUGUUGUCUUGGACCUUUAUUCCAAAAACGUGAUCGCUUGUGAAUCUCUUCAGUGUGGCGUCCUGAGCAUCCAGCCUCCAAGGCUGCAAGUCAAAUCAAUGUUUAAAGCAGGUGUAACGGAUCCCCGUAUAUCAUUCGGCGUGAGACUUUACUGCUGGUGAACUUCUUUAUUUCCUUUCUUUCGUUGUAUAAACAUGAACCAAAACUCUUGAAUAAAAACCACCUUGUCACCACCGUAAGAGCAUUAGCCUCAUACGGGUCCAUUAAAACUAUGAAAACUUGACAUCAAAUGCGCAUCCGACGGUCACAUUUAGCCGUACCGUCAAGUUUGUAUAUUAACAUAAAAUAAAGGUGCGCUUCCUUUUAACAUUUCAAAAUAAAAGUCAAAUUUAGCUCAAAGCGGAAGUAGAUUAAAACAUAUAAAAAAAAUCAUUAAAACAAUACAAUAUAAAAAGGCAUACAUCAAAACCAAUAAAGCAGAUACAAAAUAAGGCAAUCAACACAAAACAAUAAACCUUUUAAGGGGUUAUUUACAGCAGGGUUUUCCCAAAGUUGUGUCAUCCGCUAGUUAGCGUGUCUUGCUUCCCAAGAGAGUUUCUCAAAUUUGUCGAUGAAAUUGUGAAAUCUGUGCAUGGCAUUUUUUGGAUUCAAGAGUAAUAAAUGAGUUGUGUCAAAAGUAUAACAAAUAUUUUUCAAAUCUUUUCAAUAAUUUACAAGACCUGAAGUCUGCGGCCAUGCUCGCAGCUCUGUGAGGCUGUGUCAUUAGCUGAAUGCUAACAUUAGCAUGCUCAUAAAAGCCAAAGAAAGGCCUUUCGCUUACCAUGUUCGCCACCAUAGUGUUGUGUCUUAGCGCGCUAACAUUUGCUACAACUGAGAGGAUUGUCGUUAGCUUAGCAGCUACUUUGUUUUUAAGCAUUACAUGACAUUUGAGCUCUGGGAAUGCACUCAAAACCACAAACGAAACCAUAUGCUGCUGCCAUAACAUUGAUAUGUAAUACCCUGAGCAAGCUCUCUAGAUAAAUUAUGUAACUUUACUGCAGCGCAAAGGCGUUGGUUUUAAAGAGGCAUCAAUGAAUUCAAAUCGGCAUCACUGAGUCAGCUCAGGUGAACAGUGCUGCUAUAUUUGGCAUUGUGGAUUUCACUUGAGUGAGAGCAAGUUUUGAGUACUCACUCAAGGUUACUCAUCCUGUAAACAGAUCCCAAAUAAAACAGCCCUUUUCCAGUCACGAUAGAUAUUAUGAGACACGAGGACAAAAAGAUCCGCUUGUCUCUCUCCAUCGGUGAAGGUGUCCUAUUCAGGGACGAUUCUCACCCUUUAGUUAAACCAGAAGAGAGCUGUCAGCCAAGUGUAAGGCUUCCUGUUUGGACUCUGAUGUCAAAGAGCAGGACUGUACAUGCGGAAACACUGAUGACAGAACUGCGCUGACCCCGGUGACCUUUAAUAAAGCUGUGGCCUUA